Molecule: messenger RNA, 907 nt
Organism: Scutellospora calospora
Lineage: Eukaryota; Fungi; Glomeromycota; Glomeromycetes; Diversisporales; Gigasporaceae
Source: the annotation of a GenBank genome assembly
UGCUUAUUUUCAUUCUGCAGCCACACUUAAUUAUGUUAGAUCAAUACUUAACUCAGGAUUUGCGGAUCUACAUAAUCUGAAUGAAUGGUCCCUUAAUCAUGUUCGUUCCAAAGGAACGCGUCAGGAGUAUCAAACGAUAGUUGAUCGUCUUCUAGAUUCAUUAGAUUUCAUGAAGACAAUUGGAGCAGAUGUACCAUCAUCUCCUAUGUCUUAUUCAUUAAAUAGUGUCGAUUUGUUUAUGUCACAUGAAGGAUUAAUACUUGAAUAUGAACAAUGUAUGACUCGUUUAUUAAAAGAUCCAGAAACAGGAAUUUCAAAUUGGUAUAAUGUAGGAGCACAUUUUUUAUGGAUAGGUGAUAGAACUAGACAACUUGAUGGAGCACAUGUAGAAUAUUUUCGUGGAAUUCGUAAUCCUAUUGGAAUUAAAGUGGGGUCUAGCAUGAAAGCAGAUGAACUUAAAAAAUUAUUGAAUAUAGUAAAUCCUAAUAAAGAAAUUGGAAAGGUGACAUUAAUUACACGUUACGGAUGUGAUAAUGUAGAAAAUUUCUUGCCAGAUCACAUUAAAGCUGUCAAAGAAUCAGGUCAUAUUGUUGUUUGGACAUGCGACCCAAUGCACGGAAAUUCAGGUGUAAAGACUCGAUAUUUUAAUUCAAUAAUGGAGGAACUUUAUAAAGUGAUAAAAACUCAUAAAAGUAAUGAAAGUCAAUUAAAUGGUGUACAUUUUGAGCUUACAGGUGAAGGUGUAACUGAAUGUAUCGGAGGAUCUAUGGAAUUAUCAGACGUAGAUCUUGAACAAAAUUAUAAGACUCACUGUGAUCCAAGACUUAAUUAUGAGCAAAGCUUAGACGUGGCAUUUUUGAUUGCAAAACAUUACGAAAAGGAGCGAAAUGAAUCUCUUCCUUUGUAG